This is a messenger RNA of Paramecium octaurelia, 1949 nucleotides long. NCBI's taxonomy places the organism in Eukaryota, Ciliophora, Oligohymenophorea, Peniculida, Parameciidae. The record is from the annotation of a GenBank genome assembly.
UAAAAAAAAAUGAGUGAUUAUGCAUCGUCUUUGGGUUUCAUUUAAUUUUGGGGACACUCCAAACAAUUAAAUCUUGUUACUUCUCAAAUGAGCGGGACCAUCAAUAUAUUAUUGAGCGGAGUAAGUGAUUUACGUCACCUUCUUGAAACUUGCUUAUGCAAUCAUAAUAGAGAUGAUUUACAAGUAAAGAGUUGAAUUAAGUAUCUAGCUUAAUUUUUAUAUUCAUGAGAAAAAUAAGGAAACCGUAUGCAGAUCAUUAUUGUUAUUAUUGAUCAUGCACACAAGGAAUUUUACCUACAGGGAAAGAAGUGAUAUGUUUCUAGAAGUCUUUGGAAACACUUUCUUAAGAGAAUCUACAACCAAUUAUAUUGACAAGGUCAUUCCAUUUUUAGACGAUUUGAUUGCUAAAGAAACUAAGUUUACAUCCGCGCUUAAUUAGAUGGUGGAUCUCAGAGAAUUGAAAUUCAAGGACAGGGAUGAAAUGACAGAAGUGAUUCGAUCGUGGUAUUCAUAUCAAGAAUUCAAAAUCGAAAAGUUGAGAGAUCAAAGAUUAAGACAUCAUUAUGGCAUCAGAUUUGAUCAUCGUCUUAACAUGAUUGAUUGGGAUUAUCAAAUGAACUUAAAAGAUUUUGCACCCAUCGUUCACUUCAUUCAUUAUAGAGAAUGGAGACAAUCUGGAGUUGCCUUUGAAUCACGAUAUGCCAGUUAUCCAACACCUAACAGGACAUUGGCAAGUUAUCUACCAGGAAAACAUAAAUAAACUAAGGACAGCUUAUUGGUUAGAGGUUAUUGGGGAGACAUUGUAGUCUCUCCUUACAUUUCAUUUGGAAUCUAUACAAGUGUUCAACCUGAAAAUGAAUAACUCUUCAAAGUAAGAAAUACCCAAUAAGUAUCUCAUGCUGUAACUGUUUCAGAAUUCAAUAUUUAACAUAUGAUAUAAAAAUUCGAUAAUGGUACUGAUUAUCAUAUACAUGUUGAUGAAUAUUUGGAGAGAUAAGAUAACAAAUAGAAAUAAAAAGAAGAAAAAUAAAAAGAAGAAGGGUUAGAAAAAAUAGAUGAAAAAGAAGAAGAAAAUGAAUAAUAAGAAUAGGAAAAAGAAAAAGAAAGUGAAUAAUAAUAAGAAUAGCAAUAAUAAUAACAAGAAUUAUAACAAGAUAAAUAAGAAGAUACCAAUAUAUCUGAAUUAAAUACUACCAUUACAGAUACAUCUAUUAAAUAAGUUAUUACAAAAGACAAUAUGAUUGUUGAAAUUCAAUAAGAUCCCUUAUUAAGUAUUUAUAUUAUUUAAGUUAAAGCAUUUUAAAAAUUAAAAGUAAAAAUUAUACCAAUCUUUGAAGAAUUUGAUAAAUUGUAUGGGAAAAAGAAAUAUCAAAAUUUCUUUGACGUUGGAGUAUUAGGGUUUAUGGAAUCAAUAACUGUAAAAGACCCAAAGUUGAGAGAAUUGUUUAAGAAAUAAUGUUUAAAAUUAUAUAUAUCUAUAUAGCCACGUUGCUUGUUGAAUCCACUUAAUUCAUAGUUCCCUUUACAAAAGAGGAAAGACUUAAAGGAAAUGAAAAUGUGUAGAAAAUUAGUGUUAGUGAAGGAGGGUGGAUAUUGUAAAAUGGAAAUUUGGAAUAUAUUACUUUAAUUUAAAAAUGAAGAAUUAAUAUAUAUUGUUUUUAGCAUUAUCGAUUGUUCUUGCUCAAACAGAGAAUACGAAAGCUCAAAGUGAAAAUUCAGGAGCACAACAAUAAUAAGAAGAUGAAGGUUGAAUUAGAUAUAAAAAUAGGGCCUAGUAAAAGUUUAGUAUAUGGAGUAAUAGUGAUUUUGUUGGGUGGAUUAGGCUAUUUUAUAUAUAACUUUUAUGUUUGUCAUAAAAAAAAGAUAGAUUAUGGUUUGGAUGGAGAUGAAGAACAACAUUAUGAAAUUGAGAUUCAAAAGAGAAAGGAUAAUUUAUGAUUUUAUUACAU